GCCCCACACGCCACCCCUCCUCCCUCCUGUCUUUCAGACAGACUGUUUUUGCUGCAGUGAACGGUAGCCGUGGAGAGAGGGAAAACGCAAGAAAAACAAGAAGCCGAAGAAGGAAGAUAAAAAGUCAAUAUAGACACAUCCAGAGAGACCUCAGAUCCAGCGCCAGCUAUCCUGCAUCACAAGGACCACUUCCAGACCAGAACCAACGGCGACAAAUAGUGCAGGACCCGGACUCCAGAGACGUAUAUCGGUAACACUCCGGUAACACUCCGGUGCUCCUCUGCCUACCCUCGUGAGGAUUCAUUGAGACGAACAAACGGAUCUGUGUGUCCAACCGACCAUGGCAUUCCCUUCUUACCCGGUCCCUGGUCUAUGGAUGCUGAGCUUAUUGACACUACUGACAGCCUCUGUUCAGAGCAACUUCAUCGUUUUCGACGAUGACCCCAUGCAGCCGGUGACCCAGGACGAGACGGUGUCGGUGGGCGGCACGGUGACCCUGACCUGCCGGGUGGCAGAGAGCGACAACUCCUCCCUGCAGUGGUCCAACACGGCCCAGCAGACUCUGUACUUUGGAGAGAAGAGAGCUCUGAGAGAUAACCGUAUCCAGCUCCACCGGUCGACAGGCACAGAGCUGUCCAUCACCAUCGGAGACAUCCAGCUGUCAGACGAGGGGGAGUACACCUGCUCCAUCUUCACCAUGCCCGUCCGCACUGCCCGUGCCACCGUCACUGUGCUAGGUGUGUCGCCCUGAUGUGGUGGAGUCUAACCCUGGUGAGCCGACCUACACGGUGAUCAGUGAGCUGACUCUGACUGUGGGCCGAAGCGACGAUAAUGCUCUGAUUGCCUGUGCUGUAGACCACCCUUCUCUGGCCCCUGGGGACAAAGGGAGCGAGCAACGCAUUAGAGUCCUGUUCACCCCAGACGUAACUAUCCAGCCUGAGAGUGAUCUACCCAGAGAGGGAGGAAAGUUCCACCUGCAGUGCAUUGCCAACGGAAACCCUGAGCCUAUUUCGUACGUGUGGCAGAAGAAGGAUGGAGAGCUCCCUCCGCUGGCCAAGGUGGAUGGUAGUGUCCUGCGCUUUGAGAUGCUCAACAAAUCAGACAACGGCAUGUACCUUUGUCAGGCCGACAAUGGCAUCGGGAAGGUGCAGGGCCAGUACACACUGUUGGUGCAAGAUGGUCCAGACAACAUUGCAGACCCCACUGCCAUGUCGACCUCUUCGGGAGUGGACCAUGCUGUGAUUGGAGGAGUGGUUGCGGUCAUCGUCUUUAUCCUGCUCUGUCUGCUUAUCGUCCUGGGCAGAUACCUCAUCAGACACAAAGGGACAUAUCUUACCCACGAGGCCAAGGGCUGCGACGACGCUCCCGAUGCCGACACGGCUAUCAUCAACGCCGAGGGCGGUCAUUCCGGAGCGGAGGACAAGAAAGAGUACUUCAUCUAGGGAGGGGUCGGGAGGGGGGAGAGGAACGCCUCCAUUUGUCUUCACAAGCUUCAGUUCUUCACAGCAGCCAGAGGGGGAGGAGUAGGGGACAGACAGACAGGGAAAUGGUGAAAAGGAAAGGAAAUAUCAGAUUCAGAAGUACUGAGACUGACAGGAAACACAGAAAAGCUUCACCUGGUAGACCUGCAUUGAAACCAGUGCGAUUAUUUGCACUUAUAUACAUGACUUCCUCAUGUCCACUGACACACACACACACAC
This is a messenger RNA of Salvelinus sp. IW2-2015, 1700 nucleotides long. The record is from RefSeq and is a predicted model, not a curated record. Lineage: Eukaryota; Metazoa; Chordata; Actinopteri; Salmoniformes; Salmonidae.